GUUGGUGUCAAACCAAUCGUGCAGAAGUCGCAUGUAUUUGACUUGAAAUUUUUGGUGCCACCAAAACAGGCCGUUGGCUAAAAUGCGCGGCUAUUUUCGCUGUCUACUCUAUGCAGCAACUGUUUUGAUUGCAUCUAUUGUCAAUGCUCAGUAUAUCGCUUCUAGGACCAAAUUCAAUUUUAAUUCUGACUGGAAACUCUACAUUGGCGAUGCGGACAAUGCUCAGAAUGUUGCCUUCGAUGAUAGUACUUGGAGUAAUGUGACGCUCCCCCACGCCUGGAACGAAGACGAUGCAUUCAAAGUCAGCAUCGAAAAUCUAACUACCGGUAUUUCUUGGUAUCGCAAGGCCUUUGAGGUUCCUGCUUCGAAUGGCAAGACAUUUCUCGAAUUCGAAGGCAUUCGUCACGGAGGGGAGUUCUUCGUGAAUGGCGAGUGGAUUGGAAGAAGCGAGAACGGAGUCAUGGCUUUUGGUUUUGAUGUGACAAACCAGGUUGUGUUAAAUGGCACAAACAUUGUGGCCGCACGAAUCGAUAAUUCCUGGGAUUACAGGGAAGUGUCGACAAACUCGAAGUACCAAUGGAGCGACAAGAACUUUUAUGCCAAUUAUGGCGGCAUCAACAAGAAUGCUUUCUUGCACACCACGGAUCGACUUUACCAAACUCUACCGCUGUACUCAAACUUAAACACGACGGGCGUGUAUAUUUUUGCCACGGAUAUCGACGUCGCAGGGAGAACGGCAACAGUGACAGCCGAGUCCGAGGUGAAAAAUGAAUACACAGAAGCCAAAUCGUUUAAAUACCGCGUGGUUGUCAAAGACCUAGAGAACAACACAGUCAAGUCUUUCGAAAGCGAUUCUUACACGGUUGGUGCCAAUGAGACCACAACUGUCAGCGCCUCGUCCAUCAUCUCCGAUCUGAACUUCUGGAGUUGGGGAUAUGGGUAUUUGUACACAAUUGCAACAAGCAUCAUCGUCGACGACGGAGUAAUUGACGAGGUUCAGACCAUCACAGGCUUUCGUAAGACAAGCUUCAACGACGGCAAGUUUGUGUUGAAUGAUCGUGCUCUUCACUUGAAGGGUUAUGCGCAACGUUCUACCAACGAGUGGCCUGCUCUCGGGUCUUCGGUGCCUGCCUGGCUUUCUGAUUUUUCGAAUCAGCUUGUACUGGCCAGCAAUGGAGCUUUGAUUCGAUGGAUGCACGUCACACCUUGGAAGCAAGACAUUGAGUCCCUUGACCGUCUUGGGAUCUUGCAGGCGAUGCCGGCAGGUGAUUCCGAAGGCGACGUGACCGGCGCUCGCUGGAACCAGCGGUUAGCGUUGAUGCGCGAUGCGAUUAUUUACAACCGGAACAAUCCUAGUGUUAUUUUUAUCGAAAGCGGCAAUCACGGAAUCAGUGAGGACCAUAUGCAAGAGAUGAAGGACAUCCGGGAUCGGUAUGAUCCAUCAGGUGGACGUGCGAUUGGCUCACGCGAUAUGUUGAACUCCUCGGUCGCAGAGUAUGGUGGCGAAAUGCUUUAUGUCAAUAAGGGAGCGAGGAUCCCCCUUUGGCAAAUGGAAUAUUCUCGUGAUGAGGGCGUUCGUAAACAUUGGGACAAUUUCAGUACACCUUACCAUCCGGAUAACGAGUUCGUCGAGGAGGGGAAUGGGUAUGACCAUAACCAAGACACACACGCUGUCGAGAACGUCGCUCGAUGGUUUGAUUACUACGAACAACGGCCCGGACAGGGAAAGCGGGUCAACGCCGGUGGUGUGAACAUUAUAUUCUCUGACAGCAACACACACCAUCGUGGCUCGCAAAAUUAUCGAACUUCUGGUGAGGUAGAUGCGAUGCGCCUCCCAAAGGAGAACUGGUAUGCGCACAAGGUCAUCUGGGAUAACUGGGUCGAUAUCGAACGAGCAGCAAUCCACAUCGUUGGCCAUUGGAACUACAAUGACUCCACUGUCAAAGAUGUCUAUGUCGUUUCUACUGCGGACGAAGUUGAACUUCAGUUGAACGGAAAAUCCCUUGGUAGAGGCGAGCAGAGUCACCGCUUCCUCUUCACUUUCUCGGGAGUUCAGUGGGAGUCGGGGGAGCUCGAGGCACUCGGUUAUUCCAUAGACUCUGACGAAGCUUUAGUCACCGACAAGCGGGUCACGUCAGGUGAACCUGCGGCCAUUCGUCUCACGCCUCAUACUUCACCCAGCGGACUUCGUGCAUCGGGGGCGGACGUUGCUCUUAUCGAUGUCGAAGUGGUAGAUGCCAAUGGGGCACGAUGCCCCACCGCUUUGAACUUGAUCAAAUUCGAGCUCUUGGGUGAAGCAGUUUGGCGGGGAGGUAUUGCUAUCGGCGAGGACAAUUACAUUAUGUCAACCGUUCUGCCGGUCGCGAACGGCGUGAACAGAGUGCUUUUGCGUUCUACGACGACUGCAGGAGAGGUGUCUCUGUCUGCCUCCUCCGAAGGACUUGAGUCUUCGUCGAUCAAGCUGAGCACUGUUCCAUUCAGCAGCACAUUCGGCCUCAGUCGCGAAAUGCCCGCGGACGGUUUGACCAGCGACCUGAGCCGAGGUCCAACACCGUCUACUGCCUCUUAUACUGAAGAACGACGUGCGCUGGAUAUAAAGUCUGUGACAGCAGGCUCAGGCUUGGACACUGCUGAAAAUGCCUUUGACGACGACGAAGCGACGGCGUGGUAUAGUGACAAGCAGACAGAGGUUGCUUGGAUCCGGUUCCAGCUUGAGGAAGAAGCUGACAUUUCUGCCGUUGUCCUCAAAUUGAAUGGGUUUCGCACAUCGACCUAUGACGUAGCUGUCUCUGUUGAUAACACGACCGUGUGGGAUAACACCACAUCCACCUCGCUAGGAUACGUAACGCUGGAGUUUGAUUCGACCAAAGGGAACUCGGUCACGAUUGCAAGCACAAAUGGACAACUGAAGAUUGUUGAGGCGGAGCUCUACUCAUCCGUUUGAAGUCUUGACUGCAAUGGACCUCACGCGCAUAUGUACACG
Molecule: messenger RNA, 2983 nt
Organism: Truncatella angustata
Lineage: Eukaryota; Fungi; Ascomycota; Sordariomycetes; Amphisphaeriales; Sporocadaceae
Product: beta-galactosidase
Exons: 1
Coding region: 83-2944 (953 amino acids)
Biological process (GO): carbohydrate metabolic process
Molecular function (GO): hydrolase activity, hydrolyzing O-glycosyl compounds
Source: RefSeq, a predicted model, not a curated record